Mytilus californianus (California mussel) is the source of this 549-nucleotide messenger RNA. RefSeq names its product 26S proteasome non-ATPase regulatory subunit 10-like. Gene Ontology annotation, molecular function: protein binding. Gene Ontology annotation, cellular component: nucleus. The transcript has 6 exons. Gene Ontology annotation, biological process: regulation of gene expression. The record is from RefSeq and is a predicted model, not a curated record. The coding region runs from base 1 to 549 and encodes 182 amino acids. Lineage: Eukaryota; Metazoa; Mollusca; Bivalvia; Mytilida; Mytilidae.
AUGCUAUAUGUAUAUGCAGCAUUUAGAGUGUGUGUUACAACAAAGGGAAGAACACCGUUGGAAUCUUUGGAAGAAACCUACAAAAAAUCACAUUGGUAUAUUGGGGAAACAAAGGGUGAUUCACCUUUACAUCAAGCAUCGAGCCAAGGAGAACAGAACGCGGUGAAAACCUUGAUUAGUCUAGGUGCCGAUUUGUCAGAUCGAAAUAACGAGGGUGAUACUCCUCUACAUCAGGCAGUCGGAAAUGGUGAAUUGGCCACAAUAAAAGAUUUGAUUUGCCUAGGUGCAGAUAUUACAGCUAGAAAUAAAGAGGGUAUGACACCUUUAGACUUGGCUGAAGUUGCAUAUAAACAGAAUAAGGACUAUGUUUAUGGUAAUAUAUACCAAGAGGCACUUGAAUAUAUAAAGGGACUAAAUGAUACAUCUGAGAGAACAGUGGAACAAUCCAAAAACAAAGAUGCGGAUACAAGUAGUAAAUCUGCUGUGUCCAAUACAAAACAGCCAAAAGAUCAAACGGGUAAGCUUACUUGUAGUGAUCUGAGUAUGUAA